CCCACCCACUUCCCAGACCCCUGUAAUCUUAGCUCCGAUUGCUCCUUAACCCGAUAAGACCAAGAUCAAAACGCCCGCAAUCUCAGUCUCCAGAUUCGAUCAUCCAUGGCUACCUCAUCCUCUUCUCUCUACAACUUCCUCUCCUUCCUCUUUCCCUCUAAACCCCCGCCUCCGCCGCCGCCCCAGCUCCCUACUUUUCAGGCCCAGAAACCCAAGAAUGGUCCCGUACCACUGGUGUCUCAAGAGGCCCCUCUAAAUUCUUCUUCUUCUUCGUUGGCGUCUGUGAUAUGCCCCACUCUGGCAUAUGCCAACACCCUCUACUUCAAAUCCGCCUACAACGUGCAAGUGAUAGUGGAUGAAAAUGAGCACGAGGAGAGGCUGCUGAAUCGGUUCCGGAGAGAGGUCAUGAGAGCCGGUGUUAUUCAAGAGUGUAAGCGCAGGAGGUUCUUCGAAAAUAAGCAGGACGAGAAGAAGCGGAGGACGCGGGAGGCCGCUAAGCGCAACAAAAGGAGGUCUCUGCCUUUUUUAGUCUCUCUGUUCUGUUCCCCUAAAAACCCGGCCACCAUGUAGGGAUCAGUUGCGUCUUUCGUGGAGUACAAAGUUCAUAUACUUCAUUUAGAAUGGGGAAAAGUUCAAUCUAGUAAUCACUAUAAAUGACAUUAUGUGGGUAAGGUUUGGGAUCCUGAGAAAUUCCACUAAUUUAGAUUUGCAUUUUUAUAAGUGACAAAUUCAGAGUUAUUUAUUAUGUGUGAUGCUUUGAAAUGUCUCUCUAUGACCCUAUUUGGGCUGACAAGUUUAAACACGAAAUUAUAAUACUAUAAGCCAGUUUAGUUUACCUUGGAGAAUUAUUGCCUGUUGUUAAUCAAUGUAUCUAUGUUCUGUGUAUAUGUUUUUUUUUUUCUCUCUUGAUAAGGAGGAAAUGUUUGUUUGAAUUUGGUUUAGUCUCAAAUUUAUUUUUCGAGUUAUAUAGAUGCUUUAGUGAAUUUUGUUCUGAUUGAUAGGGUGUUAAUCUUUGGCUUUCAUAGUCGGCACAUAAUGUUCACAAUUGUGUUGCAUAUUCUUGUGGGUUCUUUAGACCCUGCAGGAUAAUUUAGCCUGUGGUUUAACACCUCACCAACAUGCAGUUAUGUAGAGUUCUUUCUGUUAGAUCUCUCCCUUACAAUGAUUAUUUACUGCUCGUCUGUCUCGUUCCAUAACCAGGCGCCCCCAAUUAAGAACUCCACCAGAGACCAAGCCGGAAGCCACAA
Messenger RNA from Juglans microcarpa x Juglans regia, 1247 nucleotides. RefSeq names its product 30S ribosomal protein S21, chloroplastic-like. Gene Ontology annotation, molecular function: structural constituent of ribosome. The record is from RefSeq and is a predicted model, not a curated record. The transcript has 2 exons. Gene Ontology annotation, biological process: translation. Bases 106 to 570 code for a protein of 154 amino acids. Gene Ontology annotation, cellular component: ribosome. Lineage: Eukaryota; Viridiplantae; Streptophyta; Magnoliopsida; Fagales; Juglandaceae.